UCCUGGGAUCCGCGCUGGCUCUGCCGCAGCCUUAGCUGCGUGCGGGCCAUGGAGCACCGCAUCGUGGGGCCCGGGCCUUACCGGGCCACCAAGCUGUGGAAUGAAACAGUGGAGCUUUUUCGUUCUAGGAUGCCGCUACGGAAACAUCGUUGUCGUUUUAAGAGUUAUGAACAUUGUUUCACAGCCACAGAAGCUGUGGAUUGGCUGCAUGAGCUGCUUAGGUGCAGUCAAAAUUUUGGUCCUGAAGUGACUCGUAAGCAAACAGUCCAGCUGCUAAAAAAAUUCCUGAAGAAUCAUGUUAUUGAAGACAUUAAGGGAAAAUGGGGUCAGGAAGAUUUUGAAGAUAACCGUCACUUAUACAGAUUUCCUCCUUCUUCACCCCUGAAACCAUAUCCAAAGAAGCCCCUAUACCAAAAGAAUGUGAUUAAGUUUCCAGAAUGGAAUGAUCCCCCACCAGGCACCUCACAGGAGAACAUCCCAGUGAGGCCAGUUGUGCUGAAUUCUGAGAUGUGGUUCAAGCGUCACAGUAUUGCUAUUGGAGAGGUGCCUGCCUGCCGUCUUGUCCACCGCAGACAGCUGACAGAGGCCAACGUAGAAGAGAUAUGGAAGUCGAUGACGUUAUCAUAUUUACAGAAAAUCCUUGGCCUGGACUCCUUAGAAGAGAUUUUAGACAUCAAAUUUGUCAACUCCAAGUUCAUUGUCCAUAAUGUAUACAGUGUCAGCAAGCAGGGAGUGGUUAUCUUGGAUGACAAGUCAAAAGAACUUCCUCAUUGGGUACUGUCAGCUAUGAAGUGUUUGGCAAAUUGGCCCAACUGUUCAGAUCUGAAGCAGCCUAUGUACUUGGGAUUUGAAAAAGAUGUAUUUAAAACUAUAGCAGAUUAUUAUGGUCAUUUGAAAGAGCCACUGCUUACAUUUCAUCUUUUUGAUGCUUUUGUCAGUGUAUUAGGUUUGUUACAGAAAGAGAAAAUGGCAGUUGAAGCCUUUCAGAUUUGUUGCCUCCUCCUGCCUCCUGAAAACAGGAGAAAGCUACAGCUGUUGAUGAGAAUGAUGGCAAGGAUCUGCUUGAACAAAGAGAUGCCACCACUGUGUGACGGCCUUGGGACCCGGACACUGAUGGUUCAGACAUUUUCGCGCUGCAUCUUAUGUUCCAAGGAUGAAGUAGACUUGGAUGAGUUAUUGGCUGCUAGGUUGGUGACUUUUCUGAUGGACAAUUACCAGGAGAUUCUGAAAGUACCUUCAGCCUUGCAGACCUCUAUAGAGGAGCGUGUGGCUCAUCUACGAAGAGUCCAGAUAAAAUACCCAGGCGCUGAUAUGGAUAUCACUUUAUCUGCUCCUUCAUUUUGUCGUCAAAUUAGUCCUGAGGAAUUUGAAUACCAAAGAGCUUACGGCUCUCAGGAGCCCCUGGCAGCUUUAUUGGAGGAAGUCAUAAGUGAUGCCAAACUCUCCAGCAAAGAGAAGAAAAAAAAACUGAAGCAGUUUCAGAAAUCCUAUCCUGAAGUCUACCAAGAACGAUUUCCUACGCCAGAAAGUGAGGCACUUCUAUUUCCUGAAAAACCCAAACCGAAACCACAGCUGCUUAUGUGGGCACUGAAAAAGCCUUUCCAGCCAUUUCAAAGAACGAGAAGUUUUCGAAUGUGAUGCUUCUGCAGGGACACUGCUUAGAGACUCUCUGGUGGUUGUUUUGAAUGGUAGUAGAAGAAAGAAGAGCGUAACUUACAGACUACAGAAGUGUACAUACAGAUUACUUGACUUAAAAUGUGAGCCACUGUCAGUAUUUUUAUAAAAUUCAUGCUAUUUUUAAAGUUGUACAAAUUAAUAAAAGAUUAUGAAUCAAAUAUAUAGACUUGAAAUUGUUACAGAAUCUAAGGGUAAAAUAUUUUUAUCUUUUUAUGGUUUGUCAUGAUGUUUGUAAAAUAAUUGUGUGUACAUUCUGGUUACUGAUAUCUUUGUGAUAACCAGGUCUAGAACGGUGUAUAUACUUGAAUUCAAGAGACACUGGGUACUGUUACUGUGAUGCUAUUGAGCCCGUUGUGAUUUCUGCUAUGUAAAUUCCACUUUUCAUUGCUGUACAAAAAUUCUUAAUGUCCUAUAUUUUGAUGACUCAGUUUUUUAUUGCAGAGUUGUUGAUUGCUCCUACAGAUUUUAUUAAAACUGGGUCUUUUAUAACAUAUGUAUUAGUGGGCUUUACCUAAAAGUGGAAUAGGUUUUCAUCUGCCAGCAAUAGUAUAAUUUCAAAAUUAUCUAAAGUAGUAAGAUUGAAUUGGACAAACUCUUUGGGCACCCUUAGACCUGUAAUUCUAAAUCAAACCUUUUUAUACAGUUUCUUUCACAAAUGUUUUUGUGAAAAACAUAAAUGGGUUAAGUAAAAUUAGACUACUUCUUUGAUGAAUAUAUUUUUCUCAACUUCUUUGUCCUUUGGAAUAUAAAUAAA
Messenger RNA from Sciurus carolinensis (gray squirrel), 2431 nucleotides. RefSeq names its product DEP domain containing 1B (gene Depdc1b). Bases 49 to 1638 code for a protein of 529 amino acids. The record is from RefSeq and is a predicted model, not a curated record. Gene Ontology annotation, biological process: intracellular signal transduction; positive regulation of Wnt signaling pathway. Lineage: Eukaryota; Metazoa; Chordata; Mammalia; Rodentia; Sciuridae. The transcript has 11 exons.